Molecule: messenger RNA, 1362 nt
Organism: Eremothecium gossypii ATCC 10895
Lineage: Eukaryota; Fungi; Ascomycota; Saccharomycetes; Saccharomycetales; Saccharomycetaceae
Gene: FMP30
Product: N-acetylphosphatidylethanolamine-hydrolyzing phospholipase D
Exons: 1
Coding region: 1-1362 (453 amino acids)
Biological process (GO): N-acylphosphatidylethanolamine metabolic process; N-acylethanolamine metabolic process
Cellular component (GO): membrane-bounded organelle; cytoplasm
Molecular function (GO): zinc ion binding; N-acylphosphatidylethanolamine-specific phospholipase D activity
Source: RefSeq, marked provisional
AUGCGCAAGCUAUUCCGACAUAUCCAGAACGUGCAUUUUUGUGGGAAUCCGUUUGGACGCUUUUGUAGCAGUAUUAGGGGUGCUUCUACUCCGAGACAAGAGAAAUGUCGUAACAGGAGGAUGGGAAUCCCAGUUGCAAAGGCCUUACUGGGACUAGCAACCCCGUACACGGCCUAUGCUCUAUACAUAUCGCUGCAAUCGAACAGGGAAAUUACUGCGAGGGAGAAUAAACUCCAAGAUAAGGAAUCGAUGGAUUUCGCAGACACACUAAUCAAAUAUUCUCAGCUAGAAAUUCUAGGCCGCUUCGAAAACCCGUUUACCGAGUACCGAAUUCAAACAGUAUAUGAGUUCUUUUUUAAUCGCUUGGUAGAGGUUUUUGAGCGCAACCGCGGAGGUAUUCCGGUGCAGCAGAGCGCGAUGGAUGAUCUGAUGCCGGUCCACAAGCCUAGCUGGACCAAUGGAGAGAAUAUGGAAUGCGAAGUCAAAUUCUCAUACGAAGUGCUGGGUCCCGACCAGGCCCCAGCACAGCGGCAAGCUCAACAACUUCCACCUUUGCACGUUACGUGGCUGGGGCAAUCCUGUAGCUACAUUGUAUAUCGCAGUGUUAAAAUACUCACUGACCCGCUGAUGUCUGAUUACUUGUUGCAUAACAAAUUAGGACCCAAACGUAUCACCAAAAUGCCUGCACAGCCAGAAGAGGUUCCUGUACCUGAUGUUAUUCUGGUAUCGCAUAACCAUCCCGAUCAUCUGGAUGAAGUGAGCAUGAAAAAGUGGGGAUCCGGGAGUUCAGCCGCCCUGUGGAUAGUACCGAAGGGUUUAGGCGAAUAUGUUGAAAGACAUGGUGUGGAACGAUAUGUUGAAUUGUCCUGGUGGGAGACUUGCCGUCUAAAAUUUCAGGGCACAGGGGAGCUUCCCUCGAGUUUGGAUGUUGUGUGCACCCCCGCAAUGCAUUGGUCUGGCCGUACCUUGUUUGAUGCAAAUAGAUCUCUCUGGGCCUCUUUUCUCAUACGUGACAAGGAUAUGCCUGUGCUUUUCCACGCAGGUGAUACAGGGUAUGUCGCUGAUCUUUUCUUGCGGAUCAAAGAGCGUUUUGGCGCCGGUGUGAAGUUAGCACUCUUGCCCUGUGGCCAGUAUUGUCCGGAAUGGCACCAAAAGCCACGCCACAUCAGCCCUAGCGAGGUUUUAAUGAUAAUGAAAGAUAUGGAAGCAAAAAGUGUCCUAGGUGUCCAUUGGGGAACAUUUGUACUCAGCGGGGAAUACUUUCGAGAACCGAAGGAGAAGUUGGAGAUAUUGGCAGAGUUUGAGGGUGUGAGAGACAAUUGUUACUGCCCGGAGCUAGGUAAAACAAUAACCAUAUACUGA